Larimichthys crocea (large yellow croaker) is the source of this 3559-nucleotide messenger RNA. RefSeq names its product 3-hydroxy-3-methylglutaryl-coenzyme A reductase. Gene Ontology annotation, cellular component: endoplasmic reticulum membrane; peroxisomal membrane. Gene Ontology annotation, molecular function: protein binding; NADP binding; hydroxymethylglutaryl-CoA reductase (NADPH) activity. Bases 177 to 2792 code for a protein of 871 amino acids. Gene Ontology annotation, biological process: coenzyme A metabolic process; isoprenoid biosynthetic process; sterol biosynthetic process. NCBI's taxonomy places the organism in Eukaryota, Metazoa, Chordata, Actinopteri, Sciaenidae. The transcript is spliced from 20 exons. The record is from RefSeq and is a predicted model, not a curated record.
ACGGACGUUAGUAUGACGUCGGAGGUCUCCGCGUCGCCAUCUUGGUUCGGUUGCGUCAGGAUAGAGCGGGUUAGCUUUAUCAACUAACGGCUUAAAGAUGACGCAGAGGACUCUCUGACCGCGGAGAAACUCACGUUUGGAAGUUGCCCUUGGUAACAGGAAGGCGUCCUGACACCAUGCUGGCCCGUCUGUUCCGGCUCCACGGCCUGCUGGUCGCCUCCCACCCGUGGGAGGUGAUCGUGGGCACCCUCGCCCUCACCGUCUGCUUGAUGUCCAUGAACAGCCUGGCUGCCAGUAACCAGAUGUGCAGCUGGAACGAGUGCCCCAAAGUGGAGGAGAAAGUCCACAGCAGUGACGUAAUCAUCCUGACAGUCACGCGCUGCAUGGCCAUCGUUUACAUCUACUUCCAGUUCAAGAAUCUGCGACAACUGGGAUCCAAAUAUAUCCUGGGUAUCGCAGGCUUGUUCACUGUGUUUUCCAGCUUUGUUUUCAGUACAGUGGUCAUCCACUUCUUUGGGAAAGAGCUGACAGGUCUGAAUGAAGCUCUGCCGUUCUUCCUCCUGCUCAUCGACCUCUCCAAAGCCUGCACGUUGGCCAAGUUUGCCCUCAGCUCGAACUCUCAGGAGGAGGUGAGGGAGAACAUCUCCCAGGGGAUGGCCAUCCUGGGCCCCACCUUCACCCUGGACGCUCUGGUCGAGUGUCUGGUCAUCGGGGUCGGCACCAUGUCAGGUGUGCCUCAGUUAGAGAUCAUGUGCUGCUUCGGCUGCAUGUCCGUCCUGGCCAAUUACUUCGUCUUCAUGACCUUCUUCCCUGCGUGCGUCUCUCUGGUCCUGGAGCUGUCCAGAGAAAGUCGCGAGGGUCGUCCGAUCUGGCAGCUUAGCCACUUUGCCCGUGUGCUGGCUGAAGAAGAGGACAACAAGCCCAACCCUGUGACGCAGAGGGUUAAAAUCAUCAUGUCUCUGGGUCUGGCCCUGGUUCACGCUCACUCUCGACUAGCGGCUGAACAUCCGGGUCAGAACCGCACGGUGGAGGGACAGAUAGCUGAACGACUGAAAUCUGAUGGUACCAUGUUGCCCCUGAAGAUCACCAGCAUGGAGCAGGUGAUCACGCUCGGCCUCGCCCUGCUCCUGGCCGUGAAGUACGUCUUCUUUGAGCAAACGGAGACGGAGUCUUCCUUCUCCCUCAAGAGUCCCAUUAUCAGUGCUCCUCCGCCCCGAGCGACAGGAGACUGCUGCAGGCCAGACUUCCCAGCACUGAAAUCCCAGAAGGUUGCAAACGGUACCUUAGCAACCAACCAGACCUCGUUGGCUGUCUCCGACUCGAAGCCGUCCCCUGAGGCCGGCACGGCGUUCAGAGAGAAGGCAGAAGCGACUCAGCCUCCGGCAGCCUCUGUUCCCACCGAGCCUCUCGGUCCGACGCCUUGCGAUCCUCAAAGCCGCUGCAGUGCAGAGCCUCGGCCACUUGAAGAAUGUAUGGCCAUCCUCUCAGAUCCUCAGAGGGGUGCCGGUUUUCUGAGCAAUAACGAGGUGAUGAACCUGGUGGCCUCACGUAACAUCCUCAACUACAAACUCGAAUCCGUCCUCGACACUCCGGAGAGAGGCGUCGCCAUCAGGAGGGAAUUGCUGUCCCCGAAGCUGCCUGUUCAGUCCGCCCUGACUUUUCUGCCUUACAAAGACUACGACUACGCUAAGGUGAUGGGAACGUGCUGCGAGAACGUGAUCGGCUACAUGCCGGUCCCAGUAGGAGUGGCCGGUCCGCUUCUGUUGGACGAGAAGCAGUUUUACGUUCCUAUGGCGACCACCGAGGGCUGCCUGGUAGCCAGCACUAACAGAGGAUGCAGGGCUCUUUCUCUGAGCGGAGGCUGCCGCAGCAGCAUCCUCGCCGACAGCAUGACCAGGGGUCCUGUGGUGAGGCUGCCCUCGGCCUGCCGGGCGGCAGAGGUCAAAGCCUGGCUCGAGACCUCGGACGGAUUCAACGUGAUCAAAGAGGCUUUCGAGCAGACCAGCAGGUUUGCUCGGUUGGAGAAGCUCUUGGUCGGCCUGGCGGGGAGGAACUUGUACAUUCGCUUCCAGUCUGCGACGGGAGACGCCAUGGGCAUGAACAUGCUGUCUAAGGGCACCGAGCAGGCACUGCACAGACUCCAGCAGCAGUUUUCAGACAUGCAUGUUCUGGCGGUCAGCGGCAACUACUGCACCGACAAGAAGUCCGCCGCCAUAAACUGGAUCAUGGGCCGGGGAAAGUCUGCCGUGUGCGAGGCCACCAUCCCGGCCAGCGUGGUCAAAGAGGUGUUGAAAAGCACGACGGCUGCUCUGGUGGAGCUCAACAUCAACAAGAACCUGGUGGGCUCGGCCAUGGCCGGCAGCAUCGGGGGCUUCAACGCUCACGCCGCCAACAUCGUAGCAGCCAUCUACAUCGCCUGUGGGCAGGACCCGGCUCAGACUGUGGGGAGCUCCAACUGCAUCACUCUGAUGGAGGCUGCCGGUCCAGCAGGGGACGACCUGUACAUCAGCUGCACCAUGCCCUCCAUCGAGCUGGGCACGGUGGGAGGAGGCACCAACCUGCCGCCACAGCAGGCCUGUCUGCAGAUGCUCGGUGUCCAGGGGACCAGCUCCAACCAGCCGGGCGAGAACGCCCGUCAGCUGGCCCGCGUGGUCUGCGCCACCGUGCUGGCAGGAGAGCUUUCGCUGAUGUCCGCUCUGGCUGCUGGACACCUGGUCAAGAGUCACAUGACCCACAAUAGAUCUAAAGCCAACCUGACGCCUUCGUCAGUCGGAGACGCAUGCAUGACGUAAAACUGGAAACGAGCUCUCCAGAUAAAAGAAGAACAUCACUGUGAGAACCGGGAGGAUCCAAUCGCCUCCUGACGUCGCGGUUCUGUCGGGUCGUGGGUCACCACCCGACGUUCAAGACUAACAAACAUGCUGAAGACCACAGCCGACGUGUGCUCGCUUUUUGCUUGUCGCCCGACUGAUCGCAUCAAUUUUGGGUUCAGGUGUUACGUUCAAGUUUUAUGUCUUGCGACUGAAUGUUAAAGGGACGUUGCAGGAAUGUUCUCGUUCAGAUGUUAUCGACGUAGUUUGCACGAAGUUGUGCCAAAAAUCGAACGGCUUUUCCCUCCGCGUUCAUUCUCUGUAUGUUAAAAUGCAUGAAGCGGCGUCUUCACGCGGCUGAACGAGCUGAUGUUUGCACUCGCCGCGGCUUGUUUGACUGUUACUGCUGUAUGUUUGAAUGUUUUCAGAGAUCGCUUGCACUUUUCUUUCCUCCCGAGGAGGAAAAGAACAGCGAGCGGGUUGCUUCUUUGUGUCACGGCCAAUAGGAAGAAGUGGAAAAUUGAAGCCAUAUUAACUCAUUUAAUAAACUUUUAUGGUACACUUACGUUACGUGGAACAAAUUGGAGGUUUGUCCGUAACAGGACGGGUUCUGCAGGUUCUUAAGUUGGUUCAGAGAACAGUGAAGUGGCCUUACACGUUGAGCCAGUUAGAUAGAAUAUUCAAUUUUAAGCUUUUGUUUUCAAAAGAUUGUUUUAUUUAAAAAAGAAUAAAUAACACUGUUACCUCUU